Molecule: messenger RNA, 7642 nt
Organism: Pocillopora meandrina
Lineage: Eukaryota; Metazoa; Cnidaria; Anthozoa; Scleractinia; Pocilloporidae
Source: the annotation of a GenBank genome assembly
CCUCAGCAAAGCAAAACAAAACAUUUUCUCUUCUACAGUAUCGCUUGAGAGAUGAAAGGUGGAUAACUGUCUCUUUCACCCCGUUCAAUUACCACUUCUGUAACGCUGUACUGUUUACCAAAGGACGGAAAGUGUCUGACAGCAAGGGAUUAGAAUUAAGCCUCAUUUGACAGCGCGAAUUAAACCUAACAACAGACCCACCCGAACUUAUUGUCACAUCGCCAAGCUUAUGAAACAACUCGUGCGAAGGCUCCUACAACUGAACCUGUACCUUAUCUCCGAGACUUGGCGAAUCUCGUGGAUGUUUGCAUUUUAUGGAACCAAUUUCUCCAUCGUCGCCAUAGGAAUGUUCUACGUUAUUGAUUUCCGUCGUUUAUUUUGAUGUGACGCAUUACCACUCCUGCUUUCAUCACUUUCCUUCUACAGCGCAGCGACCGAAGAAUCUCCUGUUCUUAGACACGAAAAGAGAACUGUCUGGUUCUCUGUUGUGAAAGGAGUGUGGUUCUGAGGUACGGUAAUGCUUCAAGGAGGUUUGAUUGACGUGAACAGGCAUUUUCAUACCAAACUGAGAAAAUCGCUCUUCUUGCCAGUGCGCCCGCCAUAUUAAACGACGAUAAGAACGUAGUUAAGUCACCUAAACAAAACGUCCUUGUCUGACCAGUUUAUGGGCUUUGAGGGAUUACAGUGAAAAGCUUUUUAGUGGGCUGGGUUCACAGGUGACCUCCAUAACUUGUUUCGUUCAGGUUGCAUAACGACUUCAGAGACUUGAGAGUGAUUAGUGCGCCUGCCAAACAAGGCGGGAAUUUCAAAUAAACAUGGACGAAGUCGACUAUGAUCAGGAGCUUCCUCGUGAGCUCAUCAAGUGUGUCUUAGUUGGAGAUACUGGUGUUGGAAAGACACGCCUUAUUUGUGCACAAGCUCUUGGAGUUGGUAUCCCUGCACCCCAACAAGAAACAAAGCAACAUAUACAUUUUCCGACGGUUUUUGCAAUUGAUCAGUAUCAUGUGUCUCAAGAAAUAAGGGAGCGUGCGAACUUCCGAGUUGAUGGAGUCGAUGUGGCAUUGAGACUGUGGGAUACAUUUGGUGAUCAUGAGUUUAACCGAAAAUUUGCAUAUCAGAAUGCUCAUGUUGUAUUGCUCUGUUUUGCUUUAAAUUCCCCCAACACUUUCAAGAAUGUCAAUGCUGUGUGGUACAGUGAAAUAAAAAAGUAUUGUCCCAGAACCCCUAUCAUUCUGGUUGGUAUGCAAUCUGAUUGGCGUAUGUAUGGCAAAGAGACCACAGUGAACUCCAACAGAAGUUUGUCAAAGCGGAUGCGAGAGUGUUCCCUUGUGACACCAGACAUGGGUCGCCAAGUGGCAAAAGAGAUUGGUGCAACUUACUAUGAGACAAGUGUUGUAACAAUGUGGGGCAUCCAUCAUGUGUUUGAAAAUGCAAUUCGUGUAGCACUUAUCAACAGGCGACAGAUGAGAUUCUGGUCAUCUCAACUGAAAUGGAUCCAGAAUCCACAGCUUCAACCCCCUUACUUGCCAGAAAAACCUGAUCCUCCCAAAGUCACUGUGCCACCCUCCAUCUUUAAGGAAAACAUUAAGGAAUUACUUGAUGGUGGCAUGUGUGCAGAUGUAGAAUUUCAAGUUCGUGGUCAGACCAUCAAGGCUCACAGAGCAAUUCUUUGUACUGCAGCACCAACAUUUGCUAAGCUUUUCUCUUUGAAUGAGGAAAAACUCUUCAAAGGGCUCAGCACUAGAGAAAAACUUGUGCUUCAGGAUGCUCUUGUGUUUGGAGAGCGAGGGAGUCUACCCAGGGGUUUUGUGGCGCUUGAUUCUUACAAUGAUAUCUGGGACAAUGAGGAACAGAGCUCCAUGGUUCAAGUUACAGUUGAAAACUCUCUUACAUACAGAAAUUUCAUGUACAUUCUUGAAUUUCUGUACAGUGGAAAUAUUCCUCUUGAUGCAUGCACUGAGGAACUCAAAGAUGCUGCAAGAAAUCUUCAACUCUGUAACCUUGUAAGUUACAUUGCCAAUGUAAUGAACAAUAUGGAGUACAUGAACACUGAAAUUCACUCAAAAAUGGUGCGAGAGAUGUCUUCCAGUGCUAAAAAGCUGGUGAACUCUGAAAUGUUCUCUGAUAUUGUGUUCCGCAUUGAAGGCAGGAUUGUUAUGGCUCACAAGGCAUUUCUGGUUGCACAGUGUGAGAUGAUGGCAGCAAUGUUUAUGACUGGACACUUCAAAGAAAGUGGGGUACAAGUGGUAAGAAAUUCUAAAUUCUUUUGUUGAAUUACCAUUUAAUUUUCAAUGACUUGUAGUAAUGAGGGUGGGUAAACUUGUAUUCAAAGACAGUGGCCUGGGUUUGAUUCACAAAUUAUGCAUAUUAUGUGAGUUAAGCUGUUUGUUGUUUUUUGCUCCUGACCCAAAGGCUCUCCUUCAAGUUCUCAAGUUUUCUUUCCUCCACAAAAUCCAACCUUUUAAAAUUCUUAUUCAACCUUGAAACUUAGAGUAGAAGAGACACACUUUCAAUGAGGAUGUGACAGCCAAAAUAAUUUUCAUUUUGUUAGUUGUUGAAUAUUUUUAUGGUACACUAUAUUUUAAGAUACUUAAUUCCCAUGCAUGUACAUGAAACUUUUCCAUGUAAUAUCAAUGCUCUUUUGAAUAAACUUGUGAUUAGGACUGAAAAACUCACCAAGUAAGGGUUCUAUUAGGGGGUUAAUUUUGGCUCUACACUAUGUUUUCUUGAAAUGUAAACUCACAUGAGGAAAAUUGCCAGAUCAUUGUCAUGAAAGGGUCAACAUUAUAACUUUGUCUAAAAAAAAUGAUCCAGAGGGAUAAUGAGAUGGUCAUCUUGAUGAUCUUUCCCUGUGAUCAAUUUCUGAGAUGACUGAGUGGGUUUUAAGGGAACAAGUUUGGUGGCUAAUGAAAUAUUCACAGCGAAAACAAAAGAAAAGUAAAGAAAAAAAAGAAAAUAAAAUCAACAAUCAGCGCCAAACCACUCAGUAAUUUGCAAAUUGGCACCUAUUUUUGUGCCUUACAAAUUAACCCAGCUGCCUUGUUGAUAGCCAUUACUUGAAUUGCUUAUUGUUGUACAAUUGUGCAUCAAAAAAAUAUUAAAAGGAAGCUAAGUUUAAAGUAUGGUUAACACUAUUCCUAGAUAUCUUCAACUUUCUUAGAUGAGUAUACCAAACUUAAAUGAUAUUUAGAAAAUUAAAACAAUGAUUAUUUUAACAGGCGUAGGAUGUAUUUAGUCAGCUCCACCCAAUACUUAACUCUAACUCUGUGAAUAAUUUAUUUCUUGCAAAUUUUUUUCAGUUUUAAACCCUCAUGGCAUUGAAAACCAACCAUAAAAGUUAUGUGGCUGUUGAAUGUGAAUUCUGAAUUAAACAAUUUUUUGCAGUUAAACAUUACCUAGUGGCAUUUAGGCUAGUUGUAUAUUUACAUAACAUUCACACAUCCGCUCAGCAGGUGUUUGUGAAAAAUGUUUUAGUAAAUGGUCACAUUGAAAAGAAAGCAAAGUGGCCAAAAUGUUAGUUCAGUUGGUGGGCUUGGAAUAUUCAUUUUGUUUUGUCUUAACAAGUAUAUUGCCUUCCACUAGGAACAAUAAUUGUGAUUAGUAUUUACAUUACAAUUAGAGCUGAAGAGUGUCUGCCUUAGCCACAUUCUCUGCAUUCAUAUGCAAAUGCAUUAAUAAAUGUGUAAGAUUCAUGUUAUUUUUGGGAGUUAAAAGGUCUUGUUGGACAGGUUUUGCUGUUAAGCCCUUUCUUUACAAGAGGCCUGAUGUCAAAAGACUUAACCCUUUAACUCCUAAGAGUUAUUAGCAUCUAAUUUCUCCUUACAAUAUCAGCCUGUAAUCACUCAGUCGGGUCACAAGAAUAAAGGAAAUGAUCACCAACCAAAGAAGCUCUUGAUUAAACAAAUUCUCCUUGUGAGCAAUGUAGGAAACAUGUAGAGAACAGUAUGGAGAAUAUACAUACUGAUAUUAGGGUGUAAAAGGUUAAGGCUUGGUUGAUUUUCUCUCACCUAUAACUAAAGUUAAUAAGGCAACUAUUGAAUGCAAACAGUUAAAAAAUAAGAGUACUUCUACUCAUGACAUCAACUUUUGUCUUAACUUUAAAUUUUGAUGCAUCUGGCAUGCACUUUGGUGUGGGUUAGUCAAGAAAAUGAAGAGUUAUGUGCACACCCUCUAUGUAAACAAUCACUACUUUUGGACUGAGUGUAAGGGCAAGGUGGAAAGAUAUUUGGCUGUCAGUCAUGACAUUCAGAGUUUGCUAUGGUUAGUCUAUAUGUAAUGACCCAAAGUGAAAUUUUUUCUUGUUUAGCCCGACCUUACUUGCUCAAGAAGUAUAUAGCUCUUAUCUGAUUGGUGUGCUCUUUUCUAGUCUUGCUUGUCCAUCACAUUUGGCCCCCAUCUAGGUCUUUUCUAUAAUUUUUGUUAAUAAAAGGGUAUGUGAGAAGCCUUACAGGUCACAUGAUAAAUAUGUAACUGUAUGUUUCUUGAAUUGCAUUAUUUGCGGCUCUACAGUUUUUCACUGUCAUGGAAAGUUAUGAAGGCUGGUCACUUCGAGGAGGUCAAAGGUUACAUACUUUCUUUUCUAGGUGGAAUUUAAGGACACAAACUUUGAAGCGUUUUUAAAUGUCCUAGAAUAUCUCUACACUGGUCACUGCCUAUCUCUAUCAGUGGACGAUAUCAUUAGUGUGUUGGCUCUGGCAAAUUUCUUUUGUCUGCCCAGACUUGUGGCUCUUUGUGAGCAACACAUUGUCAAAGAACUGCAGGUUGCCAUAGCAACAAAUGAAAUGGCUGUCGCUGAGGACAUUGUUGGUAUGUAUUAAUAUUUUUCUUGUUCAAAAUCAAAGCAACUGAGUAUCUUACUUAAAAUAUGGUUCAAUCCAUAGCUGGGAAUGAAAUUUGAUAUACAUUUGAAUGUAUAUGAUGAUAUUUAUGAGAAGAACUUGUGUAGCAAAAUAAGAAAACACUUAUAGUACUUUAGUUAAUUACAGUCAAGUUAGUUCAUGAUGGUUUUAUAUCAUCUAUAUUAAAACAAAGAUUAGUAACUUUAAGAGAAUGUCGCAGUCAGUAAUGUGUAAGCUAAAAGAUAGUGACAAAUUUAGGUACAAGGGGGUAGCUGGAGGAAAGGAUGAUGGAAGUUAAAUAUGGAAUCCUCUAGCAGACUCAACUCUUUCAGUUCCUUUUAACCCUUCUCACUCUAACAUCAAUGUGGUUAUUCUCUAUACUGUUCCCUAUAUUUUUCCUGUGGCAAUGACAAGAGGAAUUGAUUUAACAAGCAAGAUCUUCUUUAGGUGGCCAUCUUUUCUUUUUUUCUCCUGAACUUAAUGCUUGAUUCAGGAGUAAUACUAUAAGAAGAAAUUACAUUUUGGUUACUAUUGGAGUUUAAAGGGUUUCUGUGGUGAGGCAAUUACCUUCCUCGACUGUGGAAAAAAAAAAGAAAGUUUGUAGUCGUCCAAUGCAAUGUUAAAAUUUUGUGUUUUAUUUACUUAUUCCAUUCAGCUAUCCAUGCAGUUGGAUUUGCUUAAUGGUGGUCUUACAUUCAAGUCAUUGACUAUUCUCUCUAACACUACAUGUAGCUAUUUGCUUUCAAGUUGUUUCAUGUUUAACCACAACAAAAGUGUAUUAUGACUAGUGACUCCACUCCAAAAAGUUAAAUAAUGUUUACUUUUACUUUAUGUCAACUCAAGGUUAUCUUCUUGAGGCUCAAAUUCACAAUGCUUCACAACUAGAAGCCUGGUGUAUUUACUACAUUGCCACACACUACAAUGCAGUCUGCCGCCAUUGCCCUAAGCAUGUGAAGAACCUCGACUCAUCGACACUCAAGAGCAUAGAAAAGAAACGGUGGCCACCAGCCUGGUACAUUCUAGAGGCUGAUUGGUAUGAAAAAGCAACAAAGGAGCUUGAAACUGAGAAGGCUGCAGAGAAGCUACGGAAAUCGCACAAGCACAUUAGGCAUAAGAGGAAGUGUAGCUGCUUGUGAGAUCACCCUCAAAACAAGGUGGCAGUGUUUCACUGUAGUGGCAAAUAAACAGACUUUAAGUAGUGUAUUUUGCAUCUUGAUAUGACAGAGAUAUAUAUCUUAAAGCCUUAAUAUAAUAAGUAUUCAUAUAGAGCAUUAUUAUUAUUAUUAUAGUUGACAUAUAACUUUUGGAUACAACAUGUAUGUAUUUUUUUAAUUACAGUAUAAUUACAAUGGAAUUAUAUUCAGUCUGCCUUACUUACGUGUCUAUCAGAAUAUCACCCAUAUCAGUAGUGUCACUAGUGAUGUGAUUUUGUGACAGAAAUGCUAAUAUAAUUGUAGUUUAAUUUCAGGGGCUAAAGUAGAAGAAAAAGUGAAAAAAAUGUGUGGAUGUCUCUGUAUAUGAAGUUUAAGCUGUACACAUGAAAAAUAACAGAGGGUAAUGAAAAUUAUUGUUUAUUGUUCAACAAAAAUCACAUAAUUGCAGUCACACUGAAAAUUUACUUGAUUGUAAAUUAAAGCAGUUGCAGGCUGGUCAAGUGGAUACCAAUCAAUACAGUACAGUAGUAAUAUUAACUAUCAGUGCACCAGGUGCUCCUAUAGAGAAAUUGAUUAUAUUAUCAACAGAGAAAAAUUAGUGUAUUGUGACCAGUGUUGCGAGUCAUAACUGAAUGACUAAUAUAACAUGGACUAUACCAAAGCAUUAGAAUAGCCUCCAGAGGUGUAGAUAUGUAUCACAGUUUACCAGUACAUGUAUAGGAAUUUUUUUUUCUUAGUUUGUACCUGUGUUUAGAAAGUUAUAUUUACUGGAAGUACUUUUGGAAAGUUACUAUCCAGUCCAGAUAUAACAUUCUUUAAAUUACCCAAAAUGUUUGUGUAGGCAUGCACUAUCAGUGCAGAACUAAAACCCAAGUGUGUUUUUUUUUGGUGUUCUUUGUACUUAUCAGGCGUAUACUAUCAAUUACUUAAUGAUAUCUUCUUGUAUCAUCAAGCAAUGUAGCCCUUACUUGCUUGAGCUAAACUACAUUGAAUACUUAAAUACCAAAAUGCAUUCCUGCAAGCACUGUUAUCUUUGAAAACAAGUAUGUGCAGAAAAUAUCCUUAGAAAAAAUUCCACCUUUUUUUCUUGUGAAAAGGCAUUUUUAUGUUUUAGUUUCAAGGAACUACUCUCAAGUAAGGUAGUAUAUUUACAAAUUCAGGUUGUCUUUAGCUGUUGUUUUGGAGCUGCAUAGCAUAGUUCCUUAUGUAUGUGAAUGUUGUUUUGUAAGUCUUACAAGUAUAUUCCAACUGUGCUAAACAGUGCUAAGAAUCAAAGCAAAUAAGCAUCCUAAAGAAAGUAGAUGAAAUUUAAUUUUUGUUUCUCUUUUGGAUGUGCCAGAUUUGUAGAAGUCACUUAGAUAGAAGUAGCACUUUGGGUUUGUGGCUAAUUUCAAUCUUGAUAAGUUAGGAAUUGAGAUGUUAUGGCAAGUCUGAGAAAACUGUAGAAAGAUGUUGAUAUAUUUCUUGACUGUGACACCAUUUGGUAGCAUAGCAAAGUUUAAGUGCCAAGGUCACAUUAGACUGGACAGCCAUUUAGUAUUUUGUUUAUAGAUGUCUUAUAUAGGACAAAGAGAGGUAAUUUUUUCUUGGUGAGCAUACAAAAUUUAAAUUUAGUUGGGUGUUACAAAAGAGAUGAUUUAUAAAUAUACC